AUGUCAAUGUUUUUCAAAUCACCAUUGGAUCUAGAGAUAAGGCUUGAUGGCGAAGAUUCACGUAAACAAGUUGAAAUCAAAUCAGCACAAGGUAAAAAAGAUAAAUACCCAUUGUAUGAAGAUGGUGAAACAAUUUCAGGUGCAGUUACUGUAAGAGUUAAAGAUGGAAAAAGAGUUGAACAUACAGGUAUAAAAGCUCAAUUAUUUGGAUCAAUUGAGAUAGCUAAUGGACAAAAGGAUGAUUUCUUAUGCCUAAGUCAUGAUUUAGCAUCUGCUGCUGAGUUAGACCAUAGUGAAACUUACAACUUUAGUUUCAAGGAUGUUGAGAAAAGAUAUGAAAGUUAUAAAGGUAAAAAUUUGAAUGUUAAUUAUUAUGUUAAAAUAACGGUAUUGAGGAAAAGUGCUGAUAUAACAAAAGUUAAGAAAUUUUGGGUUUAUAUUUAUCCAACUCCAACAGAUCUGAAAAAAUCUAUCAAAUUAGAUAUUGGUAUUGAAAAUUGUUUGCAUAUUGAAUUUGAAUAUUCAAAAUCCACAUAUAGCUUAAAAGAUGUACUGGUGGGGAGAAUUUAUUUCUUAUUAACAAGACUAAAGAUUAAGCACAUGGAAAUAAGUCUAAUAACUAGAGAAACUGUUGGUAAUGUUCCAAACCAAUUGACAGAUUCAAAUACAGUUAGAUAUGAGAUUAUGGAUGGAUCCCCUGUUAAAGGUGAAACCAUUCCAAUCCGUUUAUUUUUAGGUGGUUAUGAACUUACUCCAACUACAAAAACCAAUAUGUUUAAUGUGAAGAAUUAUUUGAGUUUGGUUAUUAUUGAUGAAGAUGGAAGAAGAUACUUUAAACAAUCCGAAGUUGUGUUAUUCCGUUCUAAAUAA
Messenger RNA from Hansenula anomala, 870 nucleotides. It is a transcript of the gene PEP8, whose product is annotated as retromer subunit PEP8. The transcript has a single exon. The coding region runs from base 1 to 870 and encodes 289 amino acids. Gene Ontology annotation, cellular component: retromer complex; endosome. Gene Ontology annotation, biological process: intracellular protein transport; retrograde transport, endosome to Golgi. NCBI's taxonomy places the organism in Eukaryota, Fungi, Ascomycota, Saccharomycetes, Phaffomycetales, Wickerhamomycetaceae. The record is from RefSeq and is a predicted model, not a curated record.